UGAUGUUCGGCAACGGUCGCUCUCGCGGUUCCAACAGCGCUAAUCUGACAACCAAGUGGAUCCAGCGCUACAUGUACUCCACGCAUAGAAAUGCCCGCCGUGACGUUAUAGCUUGUUUUGUUUUUUUAAUUCAGGUCAACCUCGCGCUCAGCACAGUACAGACGCUCGUGAGCGGGCUCUGGUCCCAAUGUUUACCUCUCCAGCGUGUCUCUGGCAGACAGGAAAAAAGUAACGCUUUGGUUUAUGGAAGAUAUUAUGUGAGAAUUGGAAGGCCGCUAUGUCUGUACGGCUAAUGCACUAGCUAACAGUAGCUAAGCACAGCUUCCUCUCUUGUUGUCGACAAUUGUAGACCGUCUCGCGCUCCACGAUGGCGAUGUUUCGGAGCUUGGUCUCGGCGAGCGCCCAGCUCCGCCAGCAGCAGCCGACCGGCGGCUCGGGCUCGCUGGCGGCCCCGGCGGAGGGCGUCGAGAGCCAGUUCUCCUGUCCCAUCUGCCUGGAGGUCUACCACAAACCCGUCAGCAUCGCCAGCUGUGCUCACACGUUCUGUGGGGAGUGUCUUCAGCCAUGUCUUCAGGUGACCUCGCCCCUCUGCCCUCUCUGUCGUGUGCCCUUUGACCCCAAGAAAGUGGAGCGCUCCUCCAGUGUGGAGAAGCAGCUGGCCUCAUACAAAGCCCCCUGCAGGGGCUGCAACAAGAAGGUGGCUCUGGUAAAGAUGAGGUCUCACAUUGCUUCCUGUUCUAAAGUACAGGAGCAGAUAGCCAACUGUCCCAAGUUUGUCCCUGUGGUCCCCACCUCCCAACCUAUACCAAGCAAUAUUCCAAACCGGUCAACAUUUGCGUGUCCGUUCUGUGGGGCCAGGAACUUGGACCAGCAGGAGCUGGUGAAGCACUGUAUGGACAGCCACCGUAAUGACCCUAAUAAAGUGGUGUGUCCGGUGUGUUCAGCCAUGCCGUGGGGUGACCCCAGCUAUAAGAGCUCCAACUUCCUCCAGCAUCUCCUCCACAGACACAAGUUCUCUUAUGACACCUUUGUUGACUACAGCAUUGAUGAAGAAGCAGCGCUGCAGGCAGCUCUGACACUGUCACUGGCUGAAAACUGACACCAACCACACCACGACCACCCUCUCACCGCGGGAACCCGCUCGACCAUGACUGCUGCCGCUCUCGUCCCUCUGCACUGCUGAGUUCCUCACGUCCCCGAAGAUAUCAUCCAGCCGACAGACACAGCUGACCCCGCCAGGUUCACACAGUCUACAGAAAGCCACAUCGCAAAGGAGUCCAGCCGUGUUUGGAUUUGAUGAUGAGCUUACUUCCUUUUUUAGUUUUUUCUUGGAUAGCGGGACAGCCAUUUUGCUAUGCUACAGACCAAAAGCAGUUGGUGUCUUCACUGCUUCAUUUGAUUCAAGGAUUUGAAGAUAAAACACUCUGUGGGCUUGGAAUGGAUCCAGUGGGCAGGUUUGUAGUUGAGACCACCAAAACCGAGACCAAGUCAUCACCAAGACCAGAGUGUAAGACCGAGUCAAGGUUGGACGAGACCGAGUCAAGACCAAGACUUGUGCCAGAGCUUCUUCUCCUGGCUCCCACAUUCAUUUUCUUGGGAGGGCUUGUAAAGGGGGCAGGGAGAGGGGGAGUUUACGACAGCCAAUUUCAAAUUAGAUAUAAGUCAAGUUAUUGGUUGUAUUUGCAAGUUUAACACAGGCAUAAAUCAGACAAUGCACAGGCAACUUAGCGAAAUCCCAGCAGCUGACUGGUCUUGAGACCAAGACUGAUAUGGAGUACUUACAUAAACUACGUAAAAAUUCCAAUCUACAGCUUGGAAACAGUCCACCCACUCCCGGCUUCAGAUCAUCUGGACCACCACAGCACGAAGGGCUACCUCCGUCAAACAACUGUCUUGUGUGUGAGUGUGAAACAUCCUGAAGCCCGCUGACUCUUAAAACCCUCAUCAGUGGCCACCAGUCACCUGCUAGCAGUUCCUUAUUGCUGGUACUCACUGUGAAUAACGUAUUCUACAGAUUGGUCUGCAGUGAGCGAGUUUGAACAGGCACUUUUUUUUUUGAUGAGUUAACAUACAGUAGCUUGCACACAAGGGCUAAUUAGGAAGUAUUUUGCAAUGAAUAAAAUACAAUGAAUAAAUAGCUCCUCUAGUCAUCUCCACAAAGGAAUGCAACUGCUUUAGAGUUGGUGUGUUGUAUUUUAUGCACUUAACAGACAAAACAAAAUCAUAGAAACGUGGGUUUCUUGAUCAUCAACAGCAGAGUUCAUCUUGUUGUUCAAGACUGAAGUAGUUCAAGACUGAGCUGCUCAAAGUGUGGUUGCAUGCUAACACCUGCAAGGGUACUGUCCAUGGCAUCUUCUAAUGGUCAGUAGGUCAGAGCAGUGGUUCUCAACCUGGGGUUCGGGACCCCCAAGAGGGUCGCAAGAACAUUUCUGGGGCUCAACAGAUAGUUGAAAAAUAAAAAUACAGGGGAAUGUUUUUUACAUUUCUGUGUGAGUUUGGUACCUUGAACACAGAAAAGAGGUCUGAAGGUGGGUAGGGGUAUAGAAGAAGAACACCAACUUCAUUAUGUUGAGUGGUAAAAGGUUGAGAACCACUGGGUUAGAGGACGAUGCCAGACCAUCAUGCAUGGAGAGGCUAAAAUUCCAUGGAAGUCUUAAUGCAUCAGGCUCCUCCCAUUAUCUGGCCUUCUAGUUUCACUGUGGUACCCUGGAUCUUUGUGCUGCUGCACACUGCCACGCUGGGUCCCUCAAACUUCAUGUGGCUGUUAUGAAUAUUUUCCCUGACAACACAACACAACACAGAAGCACAGACUGACAGUUGUCCUAUUAAUACAAUGUUUUGUAGCAACAACAGAUUGUAUGUCACUAGGGAUGUAGCGAUGCACCGUGAAUCGGUUAAAAAAAAAACAUAGAUCCAUAUGAACAGGAAUUUAUUAUUCAGGGCUUUGAAUUCUUAUAAGUUAGGGAUUUUAUAUUUACAUGUAUUGUUAUUUUGUAUGCACACACAAAUGGAACUUGUUAAAUAAACCACUCAAGAAGCGAAAUACACAUUUCUAAGAUGAUGGGCUGGAAUAACUCCUCAGAUUUCUGUCAGCUGGAGGUAUGAGUUUGUCUGGCGGCUGGUGGAUCUCAGUGAUGAACUUAAACUGCGUUGAGGUUUACGAUAUCGGUAGCUCAGAUGGCUGGCAGAGGGACAACCCAACUAGCUCGCUAUUUGAAAUGAGCGCAACCUUCUCAGUCCCAUUACUGCCAGCUUCGCACAUUCUGCUGCACCACACCACUGUGAAACUAAAGGCCGUCUGUCUCCCUCCCUCUCCAGAAUAACCUUUAUUUUAUGUUUGCGACUUCAUUAAAAAAAUAACCAUCGGAAAAAAUAACAUUACAAAAAAGCAUCAGCAUAAGUUUACAUGCCCAGGCUUAAAUUGACUAAAAAGAGGAAUAAAAAAAAAUCAUCUUUUGUAACUAGGUCUUAAAUAGAUGUGCACGGGACACUUUCCAUGAAUUCAUCUCUCAAUGCAAAUCAAAACAGCUAUUAGUCUAACUGAAAUAAAACCAUGCCAAUGUGUGGUAAAGGGUAUGUGAUGAUAGGGGGGGGGGGACUUUAUCAGGAUGCA
Molecule: messenger RNA, 3613 nt
Organism: Etheostoma spectabile (orangethroat darter)
Lineage: Eukaryota; Metazoa; Chordata; Actinopteri; Perciformes; Percidae
Gene: rnf166
Product: ring finger protein 166
Exons: 6
Coding region: 368-1099 (243 amino acids)
Biological process (GO): ubiquitin-dependent protein catabolic process; protein polyubiquitination
Molecular function (GO): ubiquitin protein ligase activity
Source: RefSeq, a predicted model, not a curated record